UCGUGCAUUGUUUGCGCGGUAAAUCUAGUGUGCGCUGAGACUUAUGGAAGGUAACAAGUAUGUAAUUUCCAUAAGGGUUGUGUUAUUUUUCACACACGCUGUGUAAUUAAGAUAAUUAAUAGUACUGCAACGGUGUCUAGAUAUGAAACACUAAGAUUUAAGGAGCGUAGACAAAAUGACGUCAAUUUUAAGGAAAUAUGGCUUUAAAAGAAAAUCAAAGCAGAGAUUUAAUGAGAAAGUGUACACUAAGAAGGAUUACGACGAGUCGUACGCGCCGACCAAGAAGGUGCUGGGAUGGGUGGCCAUCCGCAUGACGCAUAGCAUCUCCGAGAAUGCCACCAAAUGGUGGGACAGAUUCUACUGGUUCGAGAUGUUCAACCUGUUCCUGACGGGCCCGUCGGAGAUGGUCAGCAUGGUGAGCACGGCGUAUGAAGCCAAGACCUUCCUCGACUCCAUCAAGGUGUUCCGCAUGAUGCCAUGCUUCGGAUGUGUUGUGCUGUCAAUGUUCAAGUCCAUCAACAUGGUGAUCCACCGACCGGUGUUUGAGAACCUGACGAACGAGCUGCGCGCCAUGUGGCCUCAGGGCGAAGUCUCUGAGGAGGAGCAUGAAAUCAUCAGCGGCGCGUUAAAGCAGCUCAACAUUAUUGUCAAAGGCUACUACUGGUGCAACAACGCUCUGCUGAUCAGCUUCCUAUCGCCGCCGUACUUCCUGACGCUCGCGCGUUACUUCGGCCACGACUCGCCAAUGGGCCUGCACUUCCUGUACUGGCUGCCCUUCGACCCCUACCAGCCUGUCUACUACGAGAUCACGCUUGUUUUACAGACCUGGCAUGCCUGCGUGGUGAUCUACUUCAACGUGGCGUGGGACAUGUUGUUCUGCCUGUUCCUGUGCCACAUCACCACGCAGUUCGACCUGCUGGCGCGGCGGGUGAGGAGACUGUUCUACGUCACCGUCGACCAGCAGCUCGUGCGGUCGUACCCUAUGGCCUUGGUGAGCGAGGAGAUGCUGCGAGUGGAGGGUGAGCGUGUGCGCUCGCAGGGCGACAACUACUGGCAGACGCGACACCACGCAGAGAUCACGCAGAUCGUGCUCAGACAUCAUGCGCUCAUCAGGUUGACAGGCGACGUUGAGCGGAUGUUCAGUCUCGCACUCCUCAUCAACUUUAUGAACAGUUCCAUCAUCAUCUGCUUCUGUGGGUUUUGCUGUGUUUUAAUUGAAGAGUGGAACGAGGUGGCCUACAAGUCAUUCCUAGUGACUGCGCUUACGCAGACCUGGCUGCUGUGCUGGUACGGACAGAAACUCAUCGAUUCUAGCAAGCGGCUGGCAGAUGCCCUGUACGACUGCGGGUGGUACAACGCCUCCAAGAAAGCGAGGAGUGCUGUGCUCAUCAUGCUGCACAGAGCUCAAAAGGGAAUCUAUGUAACAACUCACGGGUUUUCUGUGAUUUCAUUGGCCAGUUAUAGCACGAUUAUAAAGACAGCGUGGUCUUACUUCACAUUGCUUCUGAAUUUCUUCAAAGAUAAAAGUGCUAAUUUGUAGAUGUUUCUCAAACCUAAAUCGGGUUUCAAUAUGUAGAUGUUACGCUUCAUAUUAGGCAUUGAGUAGUAAAUAACAU
Molecule: messenger RNA, 1616 nt
Organism: Helicoverpa armigera (cotton bollworm)
Lineage: Eukaryota; Metazoa; Arthropoda; Insecta; Lepidoptera; Noctuidae
Product: odorant receptor 4
Exons: 12
Coding region: 176-1540 (454 amino acids)
Biological process (GO): sensory perception of smell; detection of chemical stimulus involved in sensory perception of smell
Cellular component (GO): plasma membrane
Molecular function (GO): olfactory receptor activity; odorant binding
Source: RefSeq, a predicted model, not a curated record